ACUGUCUAAUCUCUCCUAUAAAUUCAGACAUACUUUGCUCUUCCUCUCUCCACCUUCAUUCGAAAACAAAGCUUUCUUUUUUACAGAACAUAAAACCCAUUUACAAGAUCGAUAUGUCGACUGCUGGUCAGGUUAUUCGCUGCAGAGCUGCGGUGGCGUGGGAGGCAGGGAAGCCUCUGGUGAUUGAGGAAGUGGAAGUGGCUCCUCCUCAGGCUAACGAAGUUCGUCUCAAGAUUUUGUUCACUUCUCUUUGCCACACCGACGUCUACUUCUGGGAAGCUAAGGGACAAACACCAUUGUUCCCUCGGAUUCUUGGACAUGAAGCUGGAGGGAUUGUGGAGAGUGUCGGUGAAGGGGUGACUGAUCUUCAACCUGGAGACCAUGUUCUUCCCAUCUUCACCGGGGAAUGUGGGGAUUGCCGCCACUGCAAGUCCGAGGAAAGCAACAUGUGCGACCUUCUCAGGAUCAACACCGAGAGAGGAGUUAUGAUCCACGACGGGAAAUCGAGGUUUUCGAUCGACGGAAAACCCGUCUACCAUUUCCUCGGGACAUCCACCUUCAGCGAAUACACUGUUCUUCACUCUGGCUGUGUUGCCAAGAUCAACCCUGACGCCCCUCUCGACAAAGUCUGUGUUGUCAGCUGUGGUUUGUCAACUGGGCUUGGUGCCACGUUGAAUGUCGCCAAGCCGAGGAAGGGUGACUCGGUUGCUAUCUUCGGGUUGGGAGCUGUCGGCCUUGCUGCUGCUGAAGGAGCUAGAAUUGCCGGGGCUUCGAGGAUCAUCGGGGUUGAUCUGAACUCAAGCAGGUUCGAGGAAGCUAAGAAGUUUGGUUGUACCGAGUUUGUCAAUCCGAAAGAACAUGACAAGCCUGUCCAAGAGGUGAUUGCUGAGAUGACAAACGGGGGAGUGGACCGUAGCGUUGAAUGCACCGGAAGCAUCCAAGCCAUGAUCUCUGCAUUUGAAUGCGUCCACGAUGGAUGGGGAGUUGCAGUGCUGGUGGGUGUACCCAACAAAGACGACGCCUUCAAGACUCAUCCGGUGAAUUUCCUAAACGAGAGGACGCUUAAAGGAACUUUCUUUGGGAACUACAAACCCAAAUCCGACAUUCCCGGGGUUGUGGAGAAGUACAUGAACAAGGAGCUUGAGCUGGAGAAAUUCAUCACGCACAGUGUGCCGUUCUCGGAGAUCAACAAGGCCUUUGAGCUGAUGCUCAAGGGAGAGGGCCUGAGGUGCAUCAUUCGCAUGGAUGGCUAAUCAAGACACGGAUUCUCUCUUUCUUGCAUCUUCUUCAAUGAAUUUGGGUUCAUGAGCUGUGUCGCGUGUGGAGUGGAAGAAUAAAAAGAUUCUCUUUUCUUGUAAUAUUAUUGCAGUGGAAGAAUGAAAAAUGGUUUUGUAAUUUUUUUUUUUUUGUUCUUUUGUUGUCUCCUUUAUAUUCUAUAAUUAAAUCCGUUUCAAUUUCA
Molecule: messenger RNA, 1459 nt
Organism: Tarenaya hassleriana
Lineage: Eukaryota; Viridiplantae; Streptophyta; Magnoliopsida; Brassicales; Cleomaceae
Product: alcohol dehydrogenase class-P-like
Exons: 10
Coding region: 114-1253 (379 amino acids)
Biological process (GO): formaldehyde catabolic process
Cellular component (GO): cytosol
Molecular function (GO): zinc ion binding; S-(hydroxymethyl)glutathione dehydrogenase [NAD(P)+] activity
Source: RefSeq, a predicted model, not a curated record